CCUUUGCCGUGGUUUCUGGCGUUUGUAGGCGUCGUGCAGCCUGUUGCGGCCGGGCCGCUGCUGUAAGACCAUCGAAAGUCCUGAGCGGCCGCUUCCGGCGCUCGAAUCGCUGGGUGCCCAGCCCAUAACACCGCGAUGAAGACCUUGAUAGAGACUCCCAGCCACGUGGCCGUGUUGGACUUGCAGACGGAGAAGUAUGGCAAACUCUGGCACGGAGAAAGGAUGGCCACGGUAUCGGAGGACGGCGACAGUGUAAGCGGCACCACUGGGCAUCGCACACGAGCAGAGGGGCGCGGUCAGAGGGGCGGAGGAGGCCCUCGUGUUGCUGCCGCAGAGGGGCACAGGAUGGCAUGUUUUGUUUGUUUUUUGUGUUGUGUUUGUCCGUGUGUGUCGUGUCGUUGGUCAGAUGAUGAUGCUGGAUGAGUCGAGGAGGAGGAUAACGGUAGUUGACCUCAAGAGCAAGGGCAAGACGCCUCCCAAAGAGAUACAAGGUCCGCUCAAAAUCAAAGGCAGGCGGGGGAAUGCAAUGCACGGCACUCAUUGCACGGCACUCGGGCGCCUCGUGUGUGCUGUGUGUUGCUGCGUGUGUACUGUGUGCCUCAGUAUCGCUGCAGUCAGAGGUCGACCAAGUGUGCCUCUCGGCGGGGGGCAAACACCUGGUCACUCACACACACAAAGGGAAGAACGAAUGGGGCACUGUGGUCAACUGCCUGUGUGUGUGUGUGUGUGCCUGUGUGCAGAUAACUCUCGAGAGGAACGCGCCCGCAGUCAACGUGUGGAGGGCGAGCGACGGAACGUGGGUCAGUCACCAAAUGCACACAACCAACCAGGGCGCAGAAGACGUGUUGUGGUUGUGCUGUUGUGUUGUGUUGUGUAUGGUGUUGUCAUGUCAGGAGCGGGAGUUUGCGGUCAGCGGCGUGUGGCCGACAGUCCAAUUCACAGGGGGGGAUGAGUAUGCAUUCGCAAAGGUACCCACCCACCUAGCUGCCUACCUACCUUGCACCCACCCACUGUGUCGCUCGUAAGACGAUUUGUGGACCGUGUGUUUGUGCGUCCGUCAUGUGCAUGGCAUGGCAUGCAGGAUGCCUAUUUGGAGGGUCUGGAUGUGUUUGUUGGCUCCACGUUGGCGGGCAGCACGUCACCCACCGCACACAUAAAGGUGGAGGAGCAGCCAGUGCUCGCCUUCAAACCUUCCCCACAGGUACACUUGCCGCUAUCCACAACCCACACAUCCAUGUCUGUCAUCGUUGUGUGUGUGUGUGUGUGUGUGUGUGUAGGGUGCGGCGUUGGUGGCUGUGGCGUUUUGUUGUGAGGAGGACGACACGUCCGCCUAUAUCACCAUAUACGACCUGCUCAAGAAAUCCGCCAAGGGCAGGAAAGCCAACGCCGUGGUGAGCCCAACUGACAGCUUAACCGCAUCCAUCCAUCGUGUCGUUGUGGGCUCUGUGCCUCCAUCCAUCCAUCCAUCCAUCAGGAGCCGCACCCGCUGCCGGGCAAGGCCGAGCUGCACUCUGGUUCUGCAGAUGGGCGGUUCGAAAUGAGGUGAGAGAGGGAGGAAGGGAAAGGACAACAUGCAGGAGGGUGUGCAUUGCCAUCGAUGUGCGCAAUGCAUUGCACUGCAGGUGGAACCCCUCAGCUUCAGGGCUGAUUGUAAGCUGACCUGUCAGCGAAGAGGGAGAGUGCCGGGCACUGUGUAUGUGCAGGUUGCGGAGUUUGAUGGCGCUAAGCCGCAUUUGGCGCGAUACGUGUCGAUCAUACAAGUACUGAGGGGAGGCACACUUAACUACCAGAGAGCAGAGGGGCAUUGUUCAUCUGUUGUAUCUGUCGUCAGCUGCCGGACACGAGUGACGGGGACGAGCUGACGAUGAGGACCCUGGAGCCCGUUGAAGUCGGCAUCACCACACAAGGUACCCCACCCACCUACACCUCAUCAACACACACACACAGAGCAGCGUCGAUGUGCAGUGCAUGGUGUGUCAGGUCGGUGCAUGGCGACGGCGUGGCAGUGGAGCGGCACUACUGAGAGGUUCGCGAUCAACUUCGUGCAGCAGGACCAAACCAACAGGGUACACCAACCACAGACACGGCGAUGACAGACGCACCCCACCCAUUGCCUCUCUCGUCUGUGCCAUUGAUAUUGAUCAGGUAGACGUGUUUGACAUGGAGGGCAACAGCAAGCACCAGCUCAAGCUCGGAAAGUACACACACACACAGAGACACAGACACGCACACCAGCCAGACAAACACACGGCACAGCACGGCAUCUCACGUGUGUCGUGUGUGUCAGGUUGCCUGAGACGCGCAAGUUGAAGGUGAGGAUAGACAAGCUGCAGUUCGACCCCACCGGCAGGUACCUGGCCAUCGCUGGCAUACAAACCGCCAACAACUCGGGUGAGUCGGUGCGCCAGCAGGCGAAGAAUGCCCUCCACACACGAAUACGCCUGUGUGUGUGUGUCUUCGAUCCAUCUGUGUAUCAGGUUUCGCCGCGGUGUGGGACGUGUCGACCAAGGCGUUGGGUCCGGCCGAAGUGGUCUUCAGGCUCAUUGCACAAGACGCUACCGUAGGGACAUGGGCCGUCACACUCUGAGACGCCGCCCAUCUCCACGUUUGUGUGUCGUCAGAUUCCGCCGACGGACGUGCUGCAGUGGGUGUCGCUGUCAGGGUCCCGGUACCUCAUGACCGGUACGCACGUGGCAACACCAAAGCACCACCACAACCACCAACACACACACACAGCCCGCUCUCUGCCUCCUUCCCUUCUCUGCAGGCCAGACGCUGCCCAGCACCGAGACGUCGAUCCACCUGUGGAACCCCAUGACGGCCAGCAACACGCCGUUCAAGUCCAUCCACUUCGACACGACCCACACACACGGCAACGGCUGUGUGGAAGGCCAGGUGGUGGAUGGCAAUGGCAAUGGUGGUGUGAGUGUGAGGUCGGACGCCUUGGUGUCGGUGCAGCUGAUGCCCCACUGCUCGCAUCAGAUCGGGGGAGGGGGGAGGAAGGACUCGAGCGGCAGCGGCACCUCACCCGUCAUGGCGGCGGACACUAGCCCAUCCAGCAAUAGCAAGAAGGUGAGAAAAGGAAGUGAGCGACCAAAGGGUGGGGCAGAGGAGGAACCACACAAAGGGAAUGUGCGUGUGUGGGUGGAUGUGUGUCAGGGCAAUGGUAAGGGCAGGUCAGGUUCUCACGGCAAACACGGACUGCUGGCGAACGGCGCGCUGAGCAAGAAGGACAGGGAGACCAGCAAUGCAAGCACCAACGACGACUCACCGUGUGGCGGACAGGUACGUAUCACCCCCUCAACCACACACCACUACUCUGCAUCUCACGUGUGUCAUGCAUUGCAUUGCACACCAUGCGAUUGUCACCAGGUCGACGGCCGUGGACCGCACCGGCACAACUCGACGUCUAGCGGCAACCUGAGCAUGAUAGAGAGGAGCGACUCGUCCAGCACUUCCACUUCAGUCACCGCACUCUCGCCCUCGCACUCUGCCAUCGCCGUGGACGGACAGGUAUGCCCCCUCCCCCAAGAAAACACACACGCACAACAUAAAUGGAGGGGUGCCUAUGUUGUGGGGUACCUGGAUGUGUGUGUGUGUGGCGCAGUUCACGCCCGAGGGCCGGCCGCCGAGGCUAAGGGACGCGCUGGAGAUGCCCUGCAAUGGCGGCAACGGCAACGGCAAGGACACCUAAGAGGAGAGAGAGGGAUUGACGCCCACCCACCCAUCCAGGAGAGAUAGAGGGAUUGCCACAUUUUCUCACACACUCAUUUCAUUGACUUGGUCGAAGUGCACUCCACGCCACGUUUUGGUUUGCUCACGCGCACUCGCACAUCACAUGACAUGAGAUGCAUUGGUAUGGCAUGGCAUGGCAUGGCAUGCUCUGGUCUGGCUGGCUGGCUGGCUGGCUGGCCGGUUUCUCCUCUCUGCCUCAUUCACUUAUCCAUCCCUCUCUCUCUCGUCGUCCGUGCAUCCUCUCAAUUUUCCCCCUGCCUGGUCAAUCGAACGGACAGACGGACGAACGCCAUACUCGCAUGCCCCACACAUGACACCACAUCCGACCACACCGUGCCGUGCACGCCGCGGCUGGAUGGAUGGAUCAAGAGGGACAUCUGUCUGUCGCUGUGUGCGUGGUGGCGGGGCGUGGGGUGGGGUGGGUGAGUGUGCGGCCUUGUUUGUCUGCCUGCGAGUGUCGCCGUAUAUACAAUUGAGGUGUCUGUGUGUCGGGGUGUGUGUGUGUGUGUGUCUGUCGUGCGUUGUUUGGUGUGGUUGGCUGGAUGGUCCAUCCACUGGUCUUGCUGUAGAAUAGCACACUCACGCCCCCUCCCUCCUGGUCCCUUUUCCUGCCUGCUUUUCCGUCGGUCACACAAAAGGCACGCAGAGCACGCCCACACCGACAUGGCAACACAGAGAGAGAUUUUCACCCCACCCCACCCUCCCCCUGCCCCCUGUAGCGUAUCGUAAUCGUAUGCAACGUCUCGUGUGUAUGUAUGCAUGUACGUCGAUCCAUCCAUCCAUUCUGCCUUUUUGCCAAGCGUCACGUCACGCCACACCCACCCAUCGAUCCACAGAGUGGUUGUCCAUCUAUCCAUCCAUUCAUCCAUCCAUCCAUCCGUAUGUGUACAGGUGUCGUGUUGGCGGCAGAGGGAGGGAGACAGGGAGGGAGAGAGAGGGAGGGAGGGGUUCGGGCGGAGUGUGGUGUGGGUGUGUGGGUGAGAGGUGAUUUUUCCGUCACUGCUGGGCUGAAGGAGGGCCCCCAGACGGAAGCAGGGAGGGAGAGAGGGAGGGAGAGAGAGAGAGGGAUUGACACGGCACACACAUGCAUAUCUGCAUGGAUUGGUGUCGGUCGGUUGUCGGUCUCAUCUGUGUGCAUGUGUGUGUGUGUGUAUGUAUGUGACGUGUGUGGUGGGUGUCAUGUCAAGGUAGGUACGGUGGCUGGCUCACUCCCCAACUACCUACCGGCGAUUUUGCUGCUUGCGCUGCAGAGGGACGCGUGUGGGUGAUUGUUUUUUCAACCACACACAUGCGUGUAUGUAUGUGUCUGUGACCCAGACAGACAGACGAGUAUUGUGCUCACCCCCCCUAACAUGCCUACAGGUAAGGCACGGUGUGUGGACGUUGAUGGCGUGUGCAGGCCUUUUUUCAGACACUCUCCCUCUCUCUGUUGAUGACACGAAUGGCUGCUGAUGGUACACAUGCGUCCCUGCAUGAUGUGUUAGACGGGUUUUUUCGCCGACUGCCCGCACCCCAUUUUCUCGGUCUGGCCCCUUCGCUUCGGUUCGUUCCCCCCAUUGAUUGACUGAUUGCUCGUUUUCACUCACUGCGAUGUAUUCUAGGCAGGCGGCAAGGUAACUCACUCUCACGCACUCACUGUCUGGACGGUUGCGCGGGCGGGCAUCCUUUGUUUGUUGUCGUGUUGUUGCUGUGAUGUGAUGUGCUCUGAUGUGUAUCAUACCGCUUGGCUGGACGGCUGCGUGGCGGGGCAGGAAAGGGGCAGGGGAGAGACCCGCCGCCCAACCACCGAUCGAUCGAUCGACCGACCGACCCACAUUUUUGCGUUGCUGCGCCGCCGUCAUUAUGUCGGGCUGGGUUCAGGGGUAUGACGUGGCGUGGCAUGGCAUGGUGGGGGGCGUAAGGAGGCUCGAUUCUCGUCUGUAUGUUUGUUCGUCAACAACACACACCAGCCUGGAGCGAUUUAUCGGUUGUUUGUACGUGUCUGUGAGGUGUGAUCUCCCUCUCCCUCUCUCUGUGUGUGUCGCCGUGUGAUCGAACAUUAUUCGGUCAAUUGAAUGUCAUCAUCUACGUACGCGUGUUUGUUUGUGUGUGGGUGCGGGUGUGUGGGUGCGGAAGGGGUGCGUUCGUCUCGUCUGUGUGGGUUUACUGUGUGCAUGUCUGUGUGUUCGAGGACAGCAGGGGUUUGUGGGUGACCGACCGUUCACGCCGUCUAUAUCGUCACAUACACACGGUUUUUUGGUAAUUUGUCG
This is a messenger RNA of Vitrella brassicaformis, 5984 nucleotides long. NCBI's taxonomy places the organism in Eukaryota, Vitrellaceae. The record is from the annotation of a GenBank genome assembly.